Messenger RNA from Manihot esculenta (cassava), 2972 nucleotides. RefSeq lists its product as uncharacterized. The record is from RefSeq and is a predicted model, not a curated record. Lineage: Eukaryota; Viridiplantae; Streptophyta; Magnoliopsida; Malpighiales; Euphorbiaceae. The transcript has 2 exons. Bases 1270 to 1779 code for a protein of 169 amino acids.
AUUUUUUUCGUAAAAUAAAUAGAACUUAAAUUUUACCAUAAUCAUUUACAUAUAAAUUUUGAUCACAUUUGAAUAAUAACGAAAAAGAAAGAUGUCCGCCCUAAUUUUUUUUUAAAUUUUUGAAUUUUUUUUAUUUAUCAGGAUAUUUUCCAUCCAUAGACUAAUCCUUUGAAGUUAUUAAAUGAUCCUUCAAAAUGUCGUAUUAAAGAUCGAAUGAGUUACAUGCGCCUUACGACAGUAACGAGUAGCAGUUAUUAGCAACAUAUAUUGCUAACAAAAAAUAAAUAAAUAAAUAAAACCAUAUAUUAACAAUAACUUGUUGGUUGUGGUUGUGGAAGGCUAUUGAUGAUUGGUGAUCCAAUAGAAUAGGGUUUUACAAGGGUUUUGGUAUUGAAAAAUAAUCUUCAAAAAAACUUAUGCUACCUGGGGAGGGAGCUCCCCUUUUAUCCAUUUCGCUUUGCUUACUGGUGACGUGUAAAGGCCUCUCCGUGAUUGGGACACGCGUCUCUGACAUACAGAUUCGGGUGUACGAGGGUAUCAGCCGCCUGCUCCAUGCGUAACGACCUCUGAUUCUCCUCGUGCGUACGUUCGAGCGGAUCUGCCAGGCUGUCUGAGUAGGGCUCUGGAUACUGGGUUGGGCCGAGAGUUGGGCCGGACGCUGGGCCCAAGAGGAGAGGACCUGCUUCGCGUGGGCUGGACCGACCUGAGUGAAGAAGCUUGAUCGAGCCCGGCCUUGAAGGAUGAAUGAGUUGGGCCUUUGGCUGUGGUCAAGGCCCAGGACCGGGGUAAAGAAAUCCAGUGGUCAUCAAUUGCCCCUUCACCUUCUCGGUAGUUAUUGCUUUCAACUGCCGAGGGGGGGAAUAUCAAGAACCAUUAUGACCGCGUCUGUUCGUGUUCAGAUGCCUUCAUAACAUCCUUUCAUCUUUCUGUCGUUGCGCAGUUUUUGAAUCUUAUCUGCUUUUUCCCCUUUCUGGCUUUUCUCUAUUCUCCGUGUCCUCUGUUACCUUUGCUUUCUUGUCGUCAUUAUCUGGACAUGUCCUUUCUUUCCUAUCCCAUGAACAUCUGUCAUUGCUAACUUAGAGUCUAAUAUAACUCUAUCUUGUGCUAGGGCCUCAGACUUCCGGGUAUAUAUCAACGCCAGCUUUUCUUCAUUCUUGGACCCUCUGUUGGAGUAAGGGAUUCUUCCGUUUCCAGUUUUCUGUCUGCUUCCUUCUUCCGACGAGAUUGUCCUGUUUUAUCUGCGAAGGAUCCAUUUGACGCCUUCUCCAAAUGGCUGGAGUACCUGAGAUAAAAAUGGGUCAGCUCAAAAUUUUUAAAAAUUGGAGGUUACCUCUAAGGAGUCUGAGCGUUGUUUUGGAGGUCCUUCUGGUAGGGAGGUCGACGGUUGAGACCAUUCGGCAAGUCGCUGGAACUAUUUCACCCAGGUCGUCUGGCCGGCCUCCUCCUUUGCUUGUUGUCCGGAUUCCGAAGAGGUUUUGGGGUGUUGAGGGGUUUGCUCUAAUUUUACCUUUCUUCGGGAGAGACAAGGAAAUUUCCCCGAUGCCCCUGUUAUCUGCUUUUGAUAUAAAUGGAAGUGGUGAAAAUGCUCAACUUAUUGUUCCCUUUGGUGUGAAGUACCAGUAUUAUGCGAGGUUGAGAUCUGCUGCAUUCAGUCAAGCUUCUGGCGAUACCUUCGAAUGUAUGCUCAGCGAUCUCCUUGGAGCCGUAACUAGAAAGCCUGUGUUUUCAUGGUACAUACGGACAAGCUCGGAUAUUAUAUCCUGUCCUUAUGUAUCGUGAAUCACAUCUGGGCAAUCAGGGUGUCGACCUAUUAUAGGGGAACAGUGAGAAAUACUUAUGGGAAUCAACUUGUUCAAUUCCCUUAUAAUAGCGAGACAGAUCUUGGCCUUUUCUGCCAAACUCACAUUCUGAGCUGCGAGAGUUCCUCCGAGCUGAAGAUUAGAGUAGUGAGGUAGGUGAUGACGAUGUAAUCGAAGAUGGUGAAGUAUCCGGACAUGUAAAUCCUUUAAGGAUAGUCUUCCAUUCUGUAGGCCCGGACAUGUAAAUCCUUUAAGGAUAGUCUUCCAUUCUGUAGACUCGGACAUGUAAAUCCUUUUAAGGAUAGUCUUCCAUUCUGUAAUGUACUUUUCUUUUAAUGAAAUUCUUGUUUUUCGUUCAUACUUGAGCUUGUUCUUUUCUUUGUCGUGGAUGGAGUACUGAUACUGCUUUCUUCAUAGCCUUAGCCAACUAAAUUUUAUUUUUUCCGAGCUGAACUGACCGUAUUUGUGAGCUUUUGCUUUUGAUCAAUGAUCUGAACUCCGGAUCCACUUAGCCAACUGAGCUUUCGCGUUACUCUUUCUGAGCUGGACUUACAGACCUGUGAGCUCUGUCUUUACUCGAUGGGUUGAGCUUUGAAUCUCUUUAGUCAGCUAAGCUCUUAAGUUACGUUUUUCGAACUGGACUGACCGACCUGUGAGCUCUAUUUCGGUUUACUUUUUCCGAGCUAGAAUGCCGACCUGUGAGCUCUACUGUUAUUUCAUAAGUUGAACUCUGAGCCCUUAGCUCUGUAUGUUUCCGAGGUGCCCUUGUUGCCUCCGAUCUCGCAGCAUUUGUUCAAUAACAAUCGAAUCAAAUCUUAUAACUUUUUAAGUGAGAAGCAGGUCUGACUUUUAUCAUGCUCCCACCUGUUUAUACUUUUGAGUCUUUUCAUGACUUGCCCCUCUAUUUCCUUGGUAUUUACCGUGGAAGUGGUGAAGUGGUGAAUCUGGCAAGUUGAGUUACUGUGACUGACGAGUUGGGCUUGUAUUAUGUAGAUGGCAAAUGGGCUUAUGUAGAUGGGCUGUCAUUGUGGACUUGGCCUUUGACGGAUGUGGAGAAGCCCAGCGAUCAUCCUUUUGCCCCUUUACCUUCUCGCUGGUUAUUAGAUAACCGUUGAGAGGGUAAACUUCGAGAGUAAUUAAUGAUCGCGCCGCUCCAAGGCAAAACUGUUCAGA